CGCGCGCCGGCCAUGUUGGAGAGUGCGGCGCCACUGCCAGCGCCACCUCCGCCCCCCGCCGCCCUCCUCCCUCCCCACCCCCUCCCCGCCAGCCUCUCCGCGCCGCCUGAGAGGAAACAAAGUGCUGCGGGCGGGAGACUCGGUGGUGGCGGCGGCGGCGCGCGGACCCAGCUCGGCCCCUCCCGGUCACCCUCGCCCCAAAUCUUCCGGAGUGUGUGUGUGAGUGUGUGUGCGUGUUUUCUUAAAAGGGCAUUUUACGAUUGAUUGAUUGGCAGUCUUCCCCCUUUGCCCUUUGUGCCGUAACCCGGCUCCUGCCAACCCAGGUGCUUUUCCCUUCCCACGCCGGCUUCUCCGCGGGCGCGGGUCGUCGGUUUGUGCCUUCGGAUCAUCGCUUCGCCCUCUGCAGCUCCCUACGCGUCCCGUGCUGCCCGCGGCUUCCCCGCUCUGCUCUGCCCGCCAGCCGCCCCGCCGCCCGCCAUGGCGACCGCGACCCCCGUGCCGCCGCGGUCGGGUAGCCGCACCGGCGGCCCCGCUACGCCGCUGAGCCCCACGCGGCUGUCGCGGCUGCAGGAGAAGGAGGAGCUGCGCGAGCUCAACGACCGCCUGGCCGUGUACAUCGACAAGGUGCGCAGCCUGGAGACAGAGAACAGCGCGCUGCAGCUGCAGGUGACGGAGCGUGAGGAGGUGCGCGGACGCGAGCUCACCGGCCUCAAGGCGCUCUACGAGACCGAGCUGGCGGACGCGCGACGCGCGCUCGACGACACGGCCCGCGAGCGCGCCAAGCUGCAGAUCGAGCUGGGCAAGUUCAAAGCCGAGCACGACCAGCUGCUCCUCAAUUAUGCUAAGAAGGAAUCGGAUCUUAAUGGAGCCCAGAUCAAGCUUCGAGAAUAUGAAGCAGCAUUGAAUUCUAAAGAUGCAGCUCUGGCCACUGCACUUGGUGACAAAAAAAGUUUAGAGGCAGAUUUGGAGGAUCUGAAGGAUCAGAUUGCCCAGUUGGAAGCCUCCUUAGCUGCUGCCAAGAAACAGUUAGCAGAUGAAACUUUACUUAAAGUGGAUUUAGAGAAUCGCUGUCAGAGCCUUACUGAGGACCUGGAGUUUCGUAAAAACAUGUAUGAGGAGGAGAUUAACGAGACCAGGAGGAAGCAUGAAACUCGCUUGGUGGAGGUGGAUUCUGGACGUCAGAUUGAGUAUGAGUACAAGCUUGCUCAGGCCCUUCACGAGAUGCGAGAGCAACACGAUGCCCAAGUGAAGCUGUACAAGGAGGAGCUGGAGCAGACUUACCAUGCCAAACUGGAGAAUGCCAGACUGUCAUCAGAGAUGAAUACUUCUACUGUCAACAGUGCCAGGGAAGAGCUGAUGGAAAGUCGUAUGAGAAUUGAGAGCCUUUCGUCUCAGCUUUCCAAUCUACAGAAAGAGUCUAGAGCAUGUUUGGAGAGGAUUCAAGAGUUGGAGGACUUGCUCGCUAAAGAAAGAGACAACUCUAGACGCAUGCUGUCUGACAAAGAGCGAGAGAUGGCGGAAAUAAGGGAUCAGAUGCAGCAACAGCUCAAUGAUUAUGAACAACUUCUUGAUGUAAAGUUAGCCCUGGACAUGGAAAUCAGUGCUUAUAGGAAGCUCUUAGAGGGCGAAGAGGAGAGAUUGAAGCUCUCUCCAAGCCCUUCUUCUCGUGUGACAGUGUCCCGAGCAUCCUCAAGUAGGAGCGUGCGCACGACCAGAGGGAAGCGGAAGAGAGUCGACGUAGAAGAGUCUGAGGCGAGCAGUAGCGUCAGCAUCUCUCAUUCCGCCUCGGCCACUGGCAAUGUCUGCAUUGAAGAGAUCGAUGUUGAUGGGAAAUUUAUCCGCUUGAAGAACACUUCUGAACAGGAUCAGCCAAUGGGAGGCUGGGAAAUGAUCAGAAAAAUUGGAGACACAUCAGUCAGUUAUAAAUAUACCUCAAGAUAUGUGCUGAAGGCAGGCCAGACUGUUACAAUUUGGGCUGCAAAUGCUGGCGUCACAGCCAGUCCUCCCACUGACCUCAUCUGGAAGAACCAGAACUCUUGGGGCACUGGUGAAGAUGUGAAGGUGAUAUUGAAAAAUUCUCAGGGAGAGGAGGUUGCUCAAAGAAGUACAGUCUUUAAAACAACCAUACCUGAAGAAGAGGAGGAGGAGGAAGCGGCACCUGAAGUGGUUGUUGAGGAAGAGAUUUUCCACCAGCAGGGAACCCCAAGAGCAUCCAAUAGAAGCUGUGCAAUUAUGUAAACUUCUCAAGUCAACGGUCUUCCUCAACACAAAGAAAUACGGUAAUCCUUACCAACAUGCAGUGCAGAGCCUUCUCAGAAGCACAGAAUAUUUUUAUAUUUCCUUUAUGUGAAUUUUUAAGCUGCGAAUCUGAUGGCCUUAAUUUCCUUUUUUGACACUGAAAAAGUUUUGUAAAAGAAACCAUAUCCAUACACUUUGUUGCAAGAUGUGAAUUAUUGACACUGAACUAACUGUGUACUGUUUGGAAAGGGUUCCUCAAAUUUUUUGACAUUUUUUUGUAUGUGUGUUUUUUUAAGUUCUUACAAGAAGGGGACGGGAGGGUAAAUAAACCACUGUGUGUCUGGGUAUAAUUUGAAGAUUGCUCCAUCUAGAUUAGCAAUCUGCUCUUGAUUACUCUCUGCUAUAUAUAACGGUGCUGUGAGGGGGGGGGGGCAUUUUUCAAGAUAUCAAACUUUUGUACUGAAUUUUUUUGUAAUAAACAAUCAAGGCUACAAAAAAUUUUUUUAAUAGAAAAGAGAAAUUUUGUAAGAAGGCAAUAUUAACCUAAUCAUCAUGUAAGCACUCUUGGAUGAAGGAUUCCACAAAACUUUGUUUUAUGGUUACUUCUCUUAGAUUCUUAAUUCAUGCGGGGAUAGCGGGUGGGAGGGACGGGUUUCUCUUAAAAUGCAUUAGCUGUGUUUUUAAAGAUAGUGUAACUUGCUUUAAUUUCCUAUGAUACAUUAACAAAUAAAAGCUGUUUUAAUAUUAA
Leopardus geoffroyi (Geoffroy's cat) is the source of this 2986-nucleotide messenger RNA. It is a transcript of the gene LMNB1, whose product is annotated as lamin B1. Lineage: Eukaryota; Metazoa; Chordata; Mammalia; Carnivora; Felidae. Bases 478 to 2238 code for a protein of 586 amino acids. The transcript is spliced from 11 exons. The record is from RefSeq and is a predicted model, not a curated record.